This is a messenger RNA of Limanda limanda (common dab), 797 nucleotides long. RefSeq names its product apolipoprotein Ea (gene apoea). The coding region runs from base 18 to 797 and encodes 259 amino acids. The record is from RefSeq and is a predicted model, not a curated record. The transcript is spliced from 4 exons. Gene Ontology annotation, biological process: lipid transport; positive regulation of nitric-oxide synthase activity; regulation of amyloid-beta clearance. Gene Ontology annotation, molecular function: lipid binding. Lineage: Eukaryota; Metazoa; Chordata; Actinopteri; Pleuronectiformes; Pleuronectidae. Gene Ontology annotation, cellular component: extracellular region; intermediate-density lipoprotein particle.
CUGCUUUUCUGGUCAUCAUGAAGGUCUUUGCAGUGAUCUUUGUUCUGGCAGCUCUGUCUGGCUGCCAUGCCAGGAGUAUGCCCGAGGCCAGGAGCGACCCCUGGGAGGACGCGCUGGAAAAGUUCAAGGAUUAUUUCACCGAUCUGACCUCCAAGUCCGACGCCGUGCUGAAGAACAUCAGGAGCUCCGAGAUCACCAGAGAGCUCGACACCCUGAUCCAGGACAGCAUGUCUGAGCUGGCCGUGUACAGACAGGACAUGCAGACCAAGCUGGCUCCGAUCACCCAGGAGGCCGCAGAGCGUCUGGGCGACGACCUGGACUGGCUGUCCAAGAAACUCCGUGUCCACAUGGACGAUGGCCGGGAGCAGAUGGAGAAGUACAGCGUGGAGCUGCAGACCAUGUUGGAGCAGAACGCCGAGGACGUCCGGGUCAGGGUCUCGGCCUACACCCGCAAGAUGAAGAAACGCAUCAACAAGGACGCAGAGGAGAUCAAGAGUCAAGUUGCAGCAUACUUUGAGGAGCUCCAGACUCGCGCCUCAAACAACGUGGGGCAGAUGCAGACCCAGUUCGAGCCUUACAUCGCUAAGGUGCGAGACAACACCCAGGCAAAGGUCACGACCCUGAACGACCUGCUGAUGUCACAGGUAGACAAAAUGGCGAUCAAGAUGCAGAGAACGGCCGAGGACAUCAAGGACCAGUUGGAGGAUACAGCUGAAGACAUGAAGAGCACCCUGGAGGAGAAGAUGGAGGAGGUGCGCACCUGGUUCCAGCCCUUUGUCUCCAUGAUCACAGGAUAA